AUGCAAGCCCUAUCCCAUCGUCUAGACACGUCCCUCAGCUCGCUCGGCCAACGCCGAGGCUUUUCAGACCUGGCUCGCUUCUCUCUCGACCUACCGUGGCCGCGAGCAGGCUGCGAGGGUGCUUCUCUCGGGUCAGCUGGAGACUACCCAUCUCCGCCCAUGUCAGGGUCUCCACCGAUUCCGCCCAAAGGAACCCAGGAGGCCGAUGACCGACUCCUCCCCAUCUAUCAGGCGGCCACCAGCCAUGAUGUCUAUCGCGCAAGCGCGGCAACCACGACACAAGCAGAUUCGAGAAUGUUACCAGGGCUAUCCGCUCCCUUCCGGCCCUACCAGCCGGAGCCUCUCGAGCGCAUGUCAUAUGCUUACCCCCGCCCAGAGGACCCCAUGCAGAGACCGCUGUCGUCAUAUACAUCGCAACACAACCAGAUCCUGUCUCAAAACCCUUACCUUCCGACCCCAGCCACGAUACCUACCUCUGGACCUGUGCCAACGUACAACACUGUCACAUCCCGACCACCGACACAGGAAAGCCAGCAAUCCUUUGCCUCUCCCAAGUCGCAGAGAAAGACAAAGGGACAUGUUGCCGCGGCGUGUGUUCCAUGCAAGAAGGCGCAUCUUAGUACCACAGCCCAAAGACCGUGCAACCGAUGCGUCCAGAACAAUAAGGAAGAUUCUUGCAUUGACGUAACGCAUAAGAAACGCGGCCGUCCACGGCUUCGCGAUGACCACCACCGCGGAGCGGGCUUUGACCCAAGACUUGGACACAGUCAAGAUCCGAAUAUCCGUCGACCUAUGUCCCUAUUCGGCCCGCAUGGCCCCAUUGGGUAUGGCGAGGACCACUUGCGGAGGACGCAGCCCUAUCGAGUGUUGAAAUCACAACCUCCAGAGCCUUUAGCGCCUCGACUGCUCGAACGAGCAUCCGUCGGCGGUGCAAACAUAUUCCCUCCCCCACUCCAGAUCUCGACGAGACCACCAGAGCCGGCUGCCUUUCUGACGAUGGACAUGGUCAUUGCCAAGGCAUCCACCACGUUCCUAGAUGCUAUUGGCCGGCAGGGCGUACAGAACCUCGCAAUUGCGGAGAUUCUGUCCGUCGAAGAGCAAGCCAGGAUUAUGAUGUUGCAGCGUCAGAUCCAGGAUGAUCAGUUGAGGAGGGAGCCCAACUACCUACCACCCAUGUUCCUGAAACAAGAGGAAGAGAAGGUCUUCCGGACGCUUGGAUUUGGUAGGGAGGAGUUGGCACCAUAUCAUCUGGACACCAUAGAGACCCUCCGCUUUACGGAUUCGAGCGGCCAGAUCAGAAGCCAUUCUGUGCGACUUGGUCUCGCGAAAUUCGGCUCCGUCUUCUUCAUCAUCAUGGUCCUCAACACUAGCUUCAAACCCUUCCCGACGCCGUCGCCGCAGAGCCGAGAUUCGCGUGAACUUGGAUACUCUUACCCUUCGGGACACCAAAACACAUAUGGCCAGCCGACGCCAGUCUCAGCCACAUUUGAGGGACGGGGGAGAUCAGUGAGCGACUUGUCAUACCUCCCGAGACAGCCUGUGGCCUCUUCAUCAUCGUAUGCGGCGUCGCCUGGUCGACCGGAUUUCUCGUCCGGCCCGUCUGCAUACAUUCCCAGGAGCGAGCUGUCGAGUGCGGCCCGCUCCUCUCAGCAGCCCGGGUACCAGUUGCCGCCAAUCCGAAGCCAGCAGCCGCCGCAAUUCGCGCCUCAGCCUCCAUCUCAGUUGCAGCACGCCCAGGUCGAUAUCGGGGGUCUGAUCGAAAGGCCGGAUCCUCCUCAACGACACCAUGGCUGA
Cryphonectria parasitica EP155 is the source of this 1794-nucleotide messenger RNA. RefSeq lists its product as uncharacterized. The transcript is spliced from 3 exons. NCBI's taxonomy places the organism in Eukaryota, Fungi, Ascomycota, Sordariomycetes, Diaporthales, Cryphonectriaceae. The coding region runs from base 1 to 1794 and encodes 597 amino acids. The record is from RefSeq and is a predicted model, not a curated record.